Molecule: messenger RNA, 1107 nt
Organism: Akanthomyces muscarius
Lineage: Eukaryota; Fungi; Ascomycota; Sordariomycetes; Hypocreales; Cordycipitaceae
Exons: 2
Coding region: 1-1107 (368 amino acids)
Biological process (GO): mRNA splicing, via spliceosome
Cellular component (GO): spliceosomal complex
Source: RefSeq, a predicted model, not a curated record
AUGGUGCAGCUCUCUUUGUUCACCAUCACCACCACAGCACGCACGUCCAACCCGCGCACCAUGGCUGACGACUCCAAAGGCGGCCGGAUCGCCAUCAAAUUUGGUGCGUCGUCCUCCUCGAAACCCAAGACGCCCGCCUCGUCCCUCGGCAAGCGGCCGCGCACCACCUCGUCGCAUGCCUUUGGCGGCGGCGCCGACUCCGACUCCGAUGACGAACGCCACCACCGCGGCAGGCACGAGGCCAUUACCGGCUUCGGCGCUGACGGCGCCGAGACGGAGCGCAAGAAGAAGGAGGCCGAGGCCAAGGCCGCCAAGAAGGACUACGUGAUUGCGCGCCAGCCCAACCGCGACUGGCGCGACGAGAUCAAGGAGCAGCGCAACUCGCGGCGCGGCAAGAACCUCUUGCCGGCAGAGGCGCGCGCGGCACAGAACGGAACUACCACGGUCGACACCGCGCCGGCGGACCAGGACUCGGGUAUCCAAUGGGGCCUCACCGUCAAGGAGAAGCAGUCUGCCCCCACCGACACGGCGACGGCAGAGGUAGCCGACAAAGACACACAGCAACAGGGCGAGCCUGCAGAGAAGCAACCGCCCGCGCCACAAACCGCCGAUGAUGAAGCUUUGGACGCCCUGCUCGGCAAGCGACCCGCCAAGGAGGACAAGGUCAUCGUCACCGAAGACGACGCCUACACGCGGGACGUCUCCGCCGCCGGCGCCGCCUCCACGCUCGCAGACUACGAGGCGAUGCCCGUGGAGGAAUUCGGCGCGGCGCUGCUUCGCGGGAUGGGCUGGAACGGCGAGCCACGUGGCGGCGGCGGCGGCGUGAAGCCCAAAGCGGCGCCGCAGCGACGGCAGAACCGCCUCGGGCUCGGCGCCAAGGCGCUCAACGAGGCCGAGGACCUGGGCGGCUGGGACCAAAAAGGCGGUGCUGGGAUGAAGAAGAAGCGGCCGCCGAAGCUGGCCGACUACCGACGAGAAGAGGAGAAGAAAAAGGAGGAGCGGAGGAGCGGCAGCGGGCGCGGGGAGGACAGCUACAAGAAGGAGAGGGAGAGGGAGCGCGAGGAUCGGGAACGUCACCGGGGUAAUGAUAGAGACCGCAGGCGGUAG